AAAUCUCAGUGCUUCACCUUUGACGAUGAAGAGCGGGAGGAGAGGAAGAAAAUGGCCCAGCUGCUGAUUAAGUUCCUGGAAAGAGAGUUGCAGCCGUCCUGUCAGGUGACGUGUUUGGAAAGCAUCCGCAUCCUGUCCCGGGACAAGUACUGCCUUGACCCCUUCACCACCAAGGAAGGCCUGAAGACCCUCUCCAGGCAUGCUGGCAUUGAUUACUCAGAGGAGCUCAUCCGAGAGGUCCCAGAUUUGGAUGUAAUCCUGGAAUCCCUCAAAUGUCUCUGCAACAUCGUCUUCAGCAGUGCUAGGGCACAGGAGCUGACAGCUGAAGCCCGGCUGGUGGUGGGCCUGGCCAAGCGCAUCAAACUGUACAACGAGAGGAGCCUUCCCCACGAGGUCAAGUUCUUUGACCUGCGUCUCCUGUUCCUGCUGACGGCGUUGAGAGUGGACAUCCGGCAGCAGCUUGCCCAGGAGCUCAGGGGCAUUAGCCUGAUGACAGAUACGCUGGAGCUGACUCUCGGUGUAAAGUGGAUGGACCCCUACGAAGUUGCUACCGAGGAGGGUCUUCUGCCGCCUUUGCCUCGGCAGGAGACUGAGCGAGCCAUGGAGAUCCUGAAAGUCCUCUUCAAUAUCACCUUUGAUUCCAGCAAGAGGGAGGUGGAUGAGGAAGAUGCUGCUUUGUACCGGCACUUGGGUGCCCUCCUGCGCCACUGCCUCAUGAUCUCUGCUGAUGGAGAGGAGCGGACAGAGGAGUUCCACAGUCAUACAGUUAACCUUCUGGGCAACCUGCCCCUGAAAUGUCUGGAUGUCCUCCUGACCCCCAAAGUCCGGCCAGGCUCACUUGAGUACAUGGGUGUGAACAUGGAUGCUGUCAACAUCCUGCUGGAUUUUCUGGAGCGACGCCUGGACAGGGGCCACAAGCUGAAGGAGAGUUUGACCCCUGUGCUGAACCUGCUGACUGAGAGCGCCCGAGUCCACCGCCAGACGAGGAAGUUCCUGAAGUCGAAGGUGCUGCCACCGCUCCGAGAUGUGAAGAAUCGUCCGGAGGUGGGGAACUCGCUGCGGAACAAGCUGGUGCGUUUGAUGACCCACAUUGACACCGACGUGAAGCACUGUGCGGCAGAGUUCCUCUUCGUGCUCUGCAAGGAGAGCGUGUCACGGUUUGUGAAGUACACGGGCUACGGGAAUGCGGCCGGGCUCCUGGCAGCGCGAGGCCUCAUGGCUGGUGGUCGGGAAGAGGGGGAGUACUCGGAAGAUGAAGACACAGACACUGAGGAGUACAAAGAGGCAAAGCCCAACAUUAAUCCUGUGACUGGACGCGUUGAGGAGAAACUACCCAACCCCAUGGAAGGGAUGACUGAAGAGCAGAAGGAAUAUGAAGCCAUGAAGUUAGUCAGCAUGUUUGACAAACUGUCCAGGGAGCAAGUCAUCCAGCCCAUGGGCAUCACGCCGAGCGGCAACCUGGCCCCCAUGGAAAACGCCAUCUGCGAUGUGACCGAUGAGCGGUCGUCGUCUGACUCAGACCUGGGGCUGGACUGAUCCAGACCUCUCACCCCAGCCUCGGAGAGCUGGGGAGCCUCCAUCCGCUCUCCCUCCAGAACUGGUGCUGCACCCAGAGGCUGGUACUGGGCCAGGACUCUCCCUGUGGGAUCUGGUUCCAGCCUGGACCCCUCACAAUCCACAACAGGAGCACCUCCUGCCUCCUUCCUGGCUCCACAACCACCUCUUCUUCUAGAAGGCCUUUUAUGGUCUGGCUCCACCUUGGUCUCUCCUGUCAGCAGCCACGAGGAUUUCACACUCCAAUUUGCUUCCAGGACUUUCCAGUAGGAUUUAUGUUUUUAAACACACGAUGUUUGGAAAGAAGCAGGGACGUAGGCCCUUCCUGUCACCAUUAGGGUUCAGCAAUCU
This is a messenger RNA of Mesitornis unicolor (brown roatelo), 1905 nucleotides long. It is a transcript of the gene RIC8A, whose product is annotated as RIC8 guanine nucleotide exchange factor A. The record is from RefSeq and is a predicted model, not a curated record. Gene Ontology annotation, cellular component: cytoplasm; plasma membrane. Lineage: Eukaryota; Metazoa; Chordata; Aves; Mesitornithiformes; Mesitornithidae. Gene Ontology annotation, biological process: G protein-coupled receptor signaling pathway. The transcript is spliced from 9 exons. The annotation marks the transcript as partial. Gene Ontology annotation, molecular function: guanyl-nucleotide exchange factor activity; G-protein alpha-subunit binding.